AAACAUCUGUUUUACAUGGUUGUUUUGGUUGGCAAUUUAAAGCGGGAAAAACUUUAAGUUAUAUAAAAUUAAGUUGUAUUUUUAAGUAUUUUAAAAGUUAAAAUGUGUAUCAAUCCUGUUUAUCGUAAAGUGUAUGUUUCAAUAUAAGGAAAUUCAUAUUUUGUUAUUUUAACGCCGGUGUGACCGUAUAUGUGGAGUGACCGCUUAUUGGGGUCCUAUCAGUGUCUAUCGAAAAUAGCCAUUUACAUGGGCUCCCGCACAAAAUUCAAAUAUGAAAAUUAUCGCAUGCUACGAUAGGUAACUUUAAAAUAUCGAAAAAAGUUAGGGGAAAAGCAGUUUCACUAUCUGGUAACACUGUACCAUUGUUGCUUGGACGUGGCAGCCAUGACGUGAUUUCUGAGUUUUUGUUAAACAGAUUACAUUAUUAAUUCUAGCGAAAACUGUUAAUUAAGGGGAAUACGUGCAUUAUUCGCCACCGCCUGUCGACUGCCAGUGUAAAGCCAGAAAUCCAGUGCGUAAUAUAUCCACUAUUAAAAAAAAAGAUAAAGAAAAAAGUGUGUGCAAAAAAUUUAAAAACCUGAAAUUACCACAAAAUAUAUAUUGUAGUGAAAAUAAGUCAAAUCAGCAACAACACGGCAACGGAGCAGAAACAGCAAAACACCCACACGCUCGCACUAAAAAGCAACAAUCAACUCACAACAACCAGAAAUCAACGUUAAAUUUUAAAAUUGAUUUAUCGAUUAGCCGAUAGCACUAGACCAAAACAAAUCGAUAAAUCGCAUUUACCAACACUGCUCGGCGAGAGAGAAGAAACGAGUGAGCGCAAAACAGCUGAUUGCGACUGGCACACGCUUGUUGUUGCAGUCGCGCUGUUUUUUUUGUUUUCUUCUGUUUUGUUGGAACUUUUUCGCUGCAGCGAGAAAGAGAGCGGAGAGAGAAAGAGAGCAGCACAAACUACGACGUGUGACGUGGUGUGGGGGCAUACAGGUGGCAAAACAGCUGUUUCAACAGCAAAAGCAAUCUGUUUUUUAGUAGAAUACUACAUAAUCAAUUUGCCGCCCGCAGUUUUCCAGUAUAAAAACAAACACAAUACACAAUCAAAAAAUCAACAACAACAACAAACAACAUCAGGAGAGAGGGACUUCCAGUGGCAGCUUCCAGGACGUCAGCUUAAGCAACGAGUGCUUCCCGUAAUUUUCCCGUCCUUUCCACGAGACCAACCCAUUACCAACUUCCAAUCAAAACCAGCCCCCCUUCCACGAUUUCCAAGCUGGCCCAACCAACAAACAGCAACCUUCCAACAUCUGAUCUGGUCCAUCAUUAUCCAUUAUCCGGGAACGAUCAAGGGGAUAUCUAAUUGCUAUCUAAUUGGCGGGUAGCUGCGCGCACGUUAUGACCAAUUCGAUUGCGUCAACGAAAUGCCUGCCCAAUGCACUAUCGACCGGCAAUUAUGGAAUGUCCCAGAGCCACCGUUACACCGAUGAUAGCAAGGAGUACAUCAUCGUCAAGCUCACCGAUUCCGCGAUCCGUGCGAUCGAGGAAUAUCAACGCGAUGACAAUGCCAAGCGCUUGCAGCCUGGCCAGCGGGCCAAUAUCCAAUUCGUGGGCAACACGGGCGUCAUUCAGUUCCCGGGGCCAGCGACGAAUGCUAAUGGCAUCCCUUAUGCUAAUGGCAAUGGCAACGACGCUGCCGGAGGAGGAGGAGGCCGUAAAUUCGGCUUCACAAUUAACAAUAUGGAAGGAACGCUGGAAUGCGUCCAACAACAGCAACAGAACCUCGGAGUACUCGGAGCAGUCGCCCUGCGAAUGCGAAUCCAUGCCAAUGACGAUGUCUACGAUACGACACGCACAAAAAUGGCCAUUGCCGAGGAGACGGAGAAGAGCAAGUGCAUCAGGGAGAUUAAACCUAAUCAGUCGGAUAUCGGGCGUAAGGUGAAGAAGCCGCCAUCUGCAGUCUCAGCCUCCAUGUCCUCCGUAUCCGCCUCCACCGCCUCAGCCUUCUCCUCCUCCAACUCCUCUAACUCUGGUUUGACGACGACGGCAUUUCAUCAUCACAGCAACAGCAACAACAGUGGGAACAACAACAACAGCAGCAUAAGCAGCAGCAAUAGUUUUAAUAGCAACAACCAUAGUCGUAAGUUAGGUUCAUCGCCAUUUAAUGGCCUAGGCGUAGGAUCCAGCAGCUCCUCCAACGCGUUUUCCUCGCGUUCGCCCAAUCCCAGCACGCUGGGCGCCAGCGGCACAGUCAAUGGCUCUGGUGUUGGUGGUCGCUACGGCGGUGGUGCAGCCUCCUCGCUAGCUUCCACAUUCGCCAAUGGCAUCUCGCAGGGCUACAAUAACCUGAGCGGCAGCUCGCCAAGGGAUUCGAUGCCAGCAGCAUCAUCUGUUGUGCCAGCAUCAUCAGCCAUCUCCUCACGCAACAAGAUGCCAAGCGGAGGCCUUACCUCCUCCAACUCCAACUCCUCAUCGUCCUCCAGGAGUGCCAAUAACAAGUCGUCGGGCGGCAAUAAAAUGUCGGAUGUGUCCAGGCGCAACAUACGUGAACGCCUUAUCCAUUUGCUGGCCCUAAAGGCUUUCAAGAAGCCAGAGCUAUUUGCGCGGCUGAAGAACGAAGGCAUACGGGAUCGGGAGCGCAAUCAGAUCACCAACAUACUCAUGGACAUCAGCACUAUGUCGCACAACACGUACAAUUUGCGUCGCCAGAUGUGGAACGAUGUGGACGAGAACUGGCCCUUCUUCAGCGAACAGGAAGUGCAGCAGCUGAAGCGUCGAAAGCCGCAGAAUCUGACGCCGCCGAUGAGCUCGGAUGCGGGCAGUUCGACGUCAGGUCAGAGUCCCACAUCGACGCACACGGGCAGUCCACCGCCACCUUCGAGUAAUGGUGGUCCGGGAGGAGUUGGCGGAGGUGGAGUCGGCGGUGGUAGCAUGAAGAGGACCAGCCUGGAGUAUGACGAGACUAUGUUUAGCACUGUUCAACCCAAGAAGCAGCGCAUCAGUCACUACAAGAAGGAUACUCCACCCUCGGGAACGUCGUACUCCUCUUCAGUAUCGAUGUCUCUGGGCUCUUCCUCGUCCAGUCGCAAUCGAUAUACACCGCCACAACGCCAGCCGGGUCCGUUGGAUGACCACGGUACUAGUGACCUUAGCUACAAUGUGCUGGAGAAUAUGGAAGAGUUUAUGAGCUCUACGGCCGCGGCCACGCAGCAAUCGAUUGAUCAGCAGCAGCAGCAACAGCAGCAGCAGCAGCAGCAUCCAAGGGGCAGCAAUAGCAGUAGACGAGGCAGCUCCUCGUUGGCAGGCGCCAGCAAUGGAGGUGGCAACAAGGAUAAAAGGAACUCCACGGGCAGCAAUUCGAGCAGCUCCAGUGGCUCCAGCUCCUAUGAAACGCAACAGGAUCGCCAGAGGACAUCUGCGGCGAUGCCAUCAAACCGUAGCAACAGCAAAUCCUCAUCUGCAUCCUCGGCCUCCUCCUCGACGUCGCCGCCGAAGUUGGCGGCAAGUUUUGUGCCUGCCGCCACUUCUGGUUCUAGUUCCAGCAAACAGCGUAUGCCGCCCCAGCAGAGUGACUACAAUUCGUACAACAGCAAUAACACGCAGCAUGCGGCCUCCAAUAGCAAGAAGAGGACGAGUAGUAGUGGUCCUAGUGGCAAUUCAAAUAGCCAGCGGCAGAGGAGUUCCAGUGCCUCUAACUCUGGCUAUCAGCAGGUACCGCCACCCUCGUCCUCAUCGUCCUCCAGCUCGCGAUCUUCCCUCCAGCAGCAGAAUCAGCAACAAAAACAGCAGCAGCAACCACAUCAACAUCAGCAACAACAGGCGCCACAGCAACAGGAUAACCAUUACCAUCAGCAGGCCAAGCAUCCGUCGCCCACUCAACAGUUGGCGGCGGCUGCCCAUGCAUAUGCCCAUGCAACCGCGGAUGCGGACUCAUCCUCCAUGCCCCGCUACGACUUCAGCCAGUACGUGCCUAUCCAAACGCUGGAGGUGCGACGACGCUAUAAGACUGAAUUCGAGAGCGACUACGAUGAGUACCGCAAGCUGUUGACGCGAGUGGAGGAUGUGCGCAAUCGUUUCCAAGAUUUGUCCGAGCGUCUGGAAAGCGCCAGGCGCUGUGACACCGGAUAUGGAGACUACGAUCACAUCAAGCGGCAGAUUGUGUGUGAGUAUGAAAGGAUCAAUAACGAUCGCACGAUUAGGGAGAACAAGCAGCGGUUUGAUUACCUGCAUGCUAAGCUGGCGCAUAUCAAGCAGCUGGUGAUGGAUUAUGACAAGACUUUGAUGAGUACGACAACGGCGGUGGCGCCUUCGACGGAAGCGGUUGCACCUCCAGGUCCAGAUCCAGCUGUGGUUGAGGCCGCGGCCAGGUUAGCCGAGCAGCAAAGGAGGCAACAUCACGCCGUUGAGACGAUAGAACAGAGGCAACAAAAGCAACGACACCAUCCCCAGCAGCAGCAUCAGCAGCAGCAACAACAGCAGCACCAUCAACAUCAACAUCAGCAGCAGCAUCACUUACAACAGCAACAUCUACAACAGCAGCAAAAUCCGCAAGAGCAACAUCAACAGCAGAAUGUGAGUGAUUCGGAUGACAGUUCGGACAGCUCGGACUCCAAUGAUGAUGAUGACGAGGAUUGCGAUGAUUCCAACUCCAACUCCAAUACCGAUGACGAUGAGGCACGCUACUGAUCCUGCUGGGACUACUUCGAUGACCAUCCGCUGAUCCCCCAUGUAAAAAGGCAAAACAAGCAAGAAACUAUUAUAAAUACUACAAACUAUUAUAGUAAAAACAAAAAAAAAAAAAAAAAAACACAAAACCAACAAACAAAUCAACAAUGAAAAACUGAUAAAAAAAAAACACCAACAAAAACGUUCUAAAAGAAAUUGUACUACAAGCAAAGAAAAAACCUUCAAAAAAAUGUUGAAAUUAUGUUAACAAACAACUAAACAAAAAAUACAAACUUUCGCGUAAAAUAAUUUUUAUUACAUUAAAAAACGAUGGUGGCGGCGGGCCAGUUCUGCUGCCACCGAUUUCUACAUAUAUAAUAUACAUAUAAUACAUACAUAUAUGAACUAUAUGCAUAACAACAAGCCAGAAGAAGACGAGUUGAGGAGGAAACAAAAUCAAUAUUUUUAAAAAAACGGCGAAAGCAAAAAAAAAAUUAUAUACGAGUUGUAGACUUAAUUUUUUGUUGAGCAUAUUGAGCAGCUUAAGUAACUAAAUGAAAACGAAAACGAAAACACAUGUUUUUCCUUGCGUUUUUUGUGUAAUAAUUAUUAUUAUUAUUAUAUUAUUAUUAUCAACUUUUAAAUAUAGCGUGUAUGUUUUUCGUUUUUAA
Molecule: messenger RNA, 5330 nt
Organism: Drosophila eugracilis
Lineage: Eukaryota; Metazoa; Arthropoda; Insecta; Diptera; Drosophilidae
Gene: Su(Tpl)
Product: RNA polymerase II elongation factor Ell
Exons: 5
Coding region: 1393-4680 (1095 amino acids)
Biological process (GO): snRNA transcription by RNA polymerase II; transcription elongation by RNA polymerase II; positive regulation of transcription elongation by RNA polymerase II
Cellular component (GO): transcription elongation factor complex
Molecular function (GO): cis-regulatory region sequence-specific DNA binding
Source: RefSeq, a predicted model, not a curated record